This is a messenger RNA of Closterium sp. NIES-67, 505 nucleotides long. The record is from the annotation of a GenBank genome assembly. Lineage: Eukaryota; Viridiplantae; Streptophyta; Zygnematophyceae; Desmidiales; Closteriaceae.
UCAAACCACAAGCAAGGCGGAUUACCUAGGUAUGAAGUCGAGCUUGUCAUGAGGUCCUAUGAGGCACCGGCCCGGGCCACGGAGGGCGGCACUCUGUGAUCCGGGGGGGAGCGUCCCGUGAGACGUGCGCAUGGACUCUCUUCGGAGGGUUGGUGCGCACAGGCCCCAGCGGAGGGGGCGGGGAGCUCUCCAGGUGCGGAGGAUCACCUGGUAAAAUGAAGGGAGAUGGCACGGUGGGGGGAGAUGCCCUGGCCAAAACGAAAAAGGUGGCGAGAAAGGCAGGGCCGGCUCUGGCUAAGAUUCAAUGCAGAGCACCGAUCAUUCGAGGAGUCGAAAGGGCAACGGGAAACCGUUGCAGGUUGGCCAGUUCAGCUACCCCGCGCCCUCCUUGGAGGGCGAUGGGUAGAUGGCGUGCCUCCUGGGCUGGAGGCGAACCAGGUCGACGAAGGAACAGCGAGGCCUCGUUUCUAACGGGGCUGAGCGUGGACCUCGGCCUGGAGGGAGG